CAUGGGCAGCCGGCGGCUGAGCGCGGGGCCGGCGGCAGCGCAGGCGGACGGGGCCCGGCCCCCCAAGCCCGAGAGCGCCUGGAGGCCGCCCCGGCGGGAGGGCUCGGCCACCGCGGUGGAGGAGGAGGACGAGGACGAGGACGUGGUGGUGGAGGUGGAGGAGGAAGAGGAGGAGGAGGAAGGCGGCUUGGGGAGCCCCCCCCCGGCGCUGAGCGCCCACGGCAAGGGCCCCCUCCGGGCGAGCCUCAAGGCAACCAGCAUCAAGCGUGAAAUGACCUUCCCCGCAUUUCAACAGGAGGAUAUAAGAACUGACAUCAGUCAAAAACUGCCAGACCAUCAGUUUCUCCUGUUCACCACGAAGGAGGAAGAUCUAAAAACAGCAGAGACCAAAAAAACCAGCAGAGUUCAUGAGUAUGAAAAGGAAAACACUCGUUCUGUUUGUCUUCUGGAACAGAAGCGCAAGGUUGUUUCUUCAAAUAUUGAUGUGCCUCCAGCAAGAAAAUCCCCAGAAGAACUGGACAUGGAUAAAGUGACAGCAGCCAUGGUACUGACCAGCUUAUCCACCAGCCCUUUGGUUCGCAGCCCUCCCAUCCGGCCCAACGAAUCCCUAAACGGAUCUUGGAAAGAAGGAGGAUUUGUGCCUUCUAGUACCAGCAGCAGUGGAUACUGGAGCUGGAAUGCUCCCAGUGACCAGUCCAACCCAUCCACCCCAUCUCCACCUCUGUCAGCUGACAGCUUUAAAGCUUUUCGAACACCUUCCCAGCCAGAUGAUGGCAUUGAUGAAGCCGAAACAAGCAACCUUCUCUUUGAUGAACCCAUCCCUAGGAAGAGAAAGAACUCCAUGAAGGUGAUGUUCAAAUGCCUGUGGAAAAACUGUGGAAAGGUACUGAGCACAGCUGCAGGGAUUCAGAAACACAUACGGACCAUCCACCUUGGACGCAUAGGAGAGUCUGACUACAGUGACGGAGAGGAGGAUUUUUACUAUACAGAAAUCAGGCUCAACACGGACUCAGUAGCUGAUGGCUUAAGCAGCCUUUCCCCAGUCUCUCCAUCUUUAGCAUCUCCUCCUUCCUUUCCCACCCAAGACACAAUCCGUCCUGAAACUUCCUGUGCCAAAACUGAGACUAAAUUGAUGACACCUCUGAGCCGCUCAGCUCCUACCAACCUCUACCUCGUACACACGGACCAUGCUUACCAGGCCACUCCUCCGGUGAACAUUCCAGGGUCGACUAAAUUCACUCCCAAUGGCAGCAGCUUUAGCAUCUCUUGGCAGUCGCCUCCAGUUACCUUCACUGGCAUUCCAGUCUCACCAACUCACAGUCGUCCUGCCGGGAGUGGGGAGCAGAAGCAGUCCCACACAGUUCUUUCCUCACCACCCAGAGUAGCGUUUGGAUUGAGGAAGCCGAGAGGGGAGGGGAAGAAGUGUCGGAAGGUGUAUGGGAUGGAGAACAGAGAUAUGUGGUGCACUGCCUGCCGGUGGAAGAAGGCCUGCCAAAGGUUCAUCGACUGAAGAGUGAAGUUAUGCAGAGGAUUUAGGGCUGGGGGAAGACAACGACAGGACCAGAUUGCUACAGCUGCACUGUAUCACUUCCUGUUUUCCUCCGGUGAUGUGGUGUCGGGGUUUUUGUUUUAUUAUUUGUUUGUUUGGGUUUUUUUUGAUCUGUUGGGUUUCAUUUUGGUUGUUUUUUUGUUGUUUUUUUUUUACAAAGAGAGCUUUGUAUUUCCAAGUGAAGCACUUGUAGCCAAGGAGAAGCACUAAUUCAAACCUGUGUGGAGCAAUAGAGCAAAAAAAUACAAAUAAAAAGCAAAAGCAAGAACACAUGACAAAAUCCUGUCUUACGGAGUAUUGACAGCGGAGCAGCUAUCAGUGUUUUUCUGUGUUGGGUUUUUGUUCUAAAAGGAGAAGUGAAUUCCUUGCUAACUCUGUGAGCUGUUUGCUCCUUCGGGUCGUUUUUAACCAUUGCAGUCUCUUUGCUGCCAACGUCUGUAUUUGCUAAACUGGACGUUUUUGUUCUUUUCCUGAAACGAAGAUCUCUUUUUGAAAGCUUUCUAAUAAACACUUCAGAGUCACAUAAGCUACCGUUCACUCAGCAGAAGCUGUAACUAAGACUGGAGGCUGCUAAAUGAUUCUGAUGCGAACGAUCAUGAUGAUUUUCUAUUUUUUGGAAAGGGGCUGUGGGAAGGAGUUGGGAUUUUUGUUGGUUUCUUUCUAGGAGAAAAGCAAAGGCAGACUUUUCCAGAAGGACAAACUGCUCCUGGAAGGCUUUGAAAGCAGGCACAGACCAGAACAGAGUAACUCACGUACCACAUUGGAUUUUGACCCUUGGCAGGAGGAAAAGCAGCAAUGGAAAGUCACCAGCAGAUCUGUCACCGCCAGAGCGGAGGGAAGAAAUGCAGCAAUGGUUGAUGGAAACCCAUAAGAACAUCUUGGGGGCCUGGUAGCUUUUCUUACCACUUUCCCUGUUUGUAGGGAGGAGUGACAGCUGGACUGGCACACAUGUUGCUGCGGGAGGCUUGUAAAGAGCUGGGAGAUGCACUAGGAUUCCAUGUAGUACCCAUUGAGGGACACGAUCCAGCCCAGCAGUUCUGCUCUUGCUUCCUUCUGUCUUAUUUGAGAGAUGGUUCAGAUAACGGUUUGCUCAGCUGCUUUUUUUUUUUUCCCUACAUAUUAAAGUUGCUAAAAUUUAUUUUGUGAAAGAAAAAAAAAAAAAAAAGAAAAGAAAAUAUCACAGCAUCAUCUCAGAAAGAGAAGUACAACAGCAGAGGAACAACGUAUGUAUGGUAAAUGUUUGGUUCUUAACUCAUUUUGAUAGUGAAAUGAACAGGUUUCUAUGCUUGCAGAUGUUGGAAGGAUUGAGUACUUCAGCGUCACUGUCCACGAGGAAGUAUGCACCGCAAUGUGGGUAGCUGUGUUCUGUCUCAGCUUCUAUGGAAUUGCCAUUAACUGACCAUUAUUUCAGUGCAGAAAUAAAACAAGGAUUUACUGUGAUA
Messenger RNA from Coturnix japonica (Japanese quail), 2991 nucleotides. It is a transcript of the gene ZNF704, whose product is annotated as zinc finger protein 704. The record is from RefSeq and is a predicted model, not a curated record. NCBI's taxonomy places the organism in Eukaryota, Metazoa, Chordata, Aves, Galliformes, Phasianidae. Gene Ontology annotation, cellular component: nucleus. Gene Ontology annotation, biological process: regulation of transcription by RNA polymerase II. Gene Ontology annotation, molecular function: DNA-binding transcription factor activity; RNA polymerase II cis-regulatory region sequence-specific DNA binding.